Alternaria postmessia is the source of this 2034-nucleotide messenger RNA. RefSeq lists its product as uncharacterized. The record is from RefSeq and is a predicted model, not a curated record. Gene Ontology annotation, biological process: regulation of DNA-templated transcription. The transcript is spliced from 2 exons. Gene Ontology annotation, molecular function: DNA binding; DNA-binding transcription factor activity, RNA polymerase II-specific. Lineage: Eukaryota; Fungi; Ascomycota; Dothideomycetes; Pleosporales; Pleosporaceae. The coding region runs from base 1 to 2034 and encodes 677 amino acids.
AUGUUCUCUCCGACACCAAAAAGUAAAGCUGCCAGUAUAUGGUCUGUUGACUCGGGCUACGGCUCUGCCACUUUGGAAGAUGCCGAAGGAGUCCCUGUCAACCAAACAGGAAGCUCUUCAAUCCAUAAAACGGUCUCUCUGAUCGAGAAAGAACCUGUAAAUCUAGAUUUGCGCGACUCUUUCAGCCUUGCAGAAGACAGGACUCGCGCAAGAGCAAUUACCGAUUCGACUGAGCCCCAGGACACCAGACUCGAUGUGUUUACAUCCAAGGUUUGCUCGAGCAAUGCAUCGUUGUUCGCGACACCAAACAGCGACCAUGAUUGCCUCCGAUGUCAGCUCUGGAACAUAACAAAUCCUGGGGAGGACCUUAGAUGCGAAGACUGCGUCAGUGAAGCUUCUGCAUCAUCUGCGACUAUUGUUCGGGUUCCUGGACAGUCGGAAACUAUUCCUGUAGCAAUUCGACUAGACACAGUCGAGGAACCUCCUUCGCAAUCUCUCCCACGGUCUAAGGGCACCGCGCGAUGCUCCGCGUGUGAGAUAUCUGCACUUAUCCACCCGGGCCAAUCUACCAAUUGUACUUCAUGCACACCGGAUACAGAAGUAUCAUUCCAACCUCGAGUGAGCAAGCCAUCGGAAGUCAGGCGUUCGUGCGCCCGACGACCACCUACCAAACUCGAGUCGCAUGCUACGCGAUGUCUGCAUCGGUGGCUGAAGGAGAACCGAAACAACCCGUACCCGGACAACGAUACCAAGCGUUUGUUAGCCACAAAAUGCGGAAUCACUGAGAAACAGGUCAACACUUGGUUUACUAACGCGAGGGCGCGAAGAAGGGUAAUCGAUACGAGUUUGUCAAAUCCGGCCUCGGAAGACGAGGAUUCGCGGGAAACCAGACUUUCGAGCGUAACAUCGACGACGAUGUCAAAUGAAGCAUUGUUUGAUCAUCACGGUCCUAUUGUAGCCUAUUGUCCAGCCGAAGGUUCCAACCAGACCGGUAUAGUCACGUCUAGACGAGGCAAGAAAAAGGACUAUGGCCAGUCUAGCAGCAUUCGGCUUGCAGCGCACCAGGGAUCAGUUGCCCAAUCUGCAUCACUGUUGGCAUCCAAAAACAAUGAUGAUGGCGAAAAGCAGACCUGGCAAUGCACUUUUUGUUACCAGCAUAUCGCACGUAAGUCCUGGCGGCGCCAUGAGGAAACACAACAUCGUCCCAAACGGAAGUGGACAUGCUUGCUUUCUGGGCCAAGGAUUACACUUCCCUCGCGGUCUGAUAAUGUCACACUCUGUGUCUUCUGUAUGAUAUCAAGCCCUAGCGAUCUGCACUUUGCACAAUGCCACCGCAUAGCCGAAUGUAUAACCAAGGGCGAAGACGAAAGAACAUUCUUGCGACCGGAUCACCUACGUCAGCACGUCAGGAACUUCCACAAGGCGAAACUGGAUGAGACCAUCCGCGAUCUUUGGAGACGAGAAGGACCAGGCAACACCGCUGUGGAGAAUUGGGUUUGCGGUUUCUGCGAAAAGGUGCUGAAGACGUGGGAAGAUCGAGAGACACAUAUUGCAGGCCAUUUCAAGGACGGUCUGACAAUGACGAACUGGAAGGGAUACACACGAGAGGAUUCUGGAGUUGAAGCAAGAAAGAAGAGACCGACCUCGAGUGAAGGGAGACCUAACAUGCUCUCAAAGAUAGCUCGGACACUUACUGGUCGACCAGUGCACCAACAGCAUCACUGUGAGUCACAUGGCCAGAACACCGACAAUCUCGCUGCCACGCCGAUAUCCAUGGACACGACCGGUCGAAAUUUGUGUUUGUUACCAGAGCUGAUCUUUGACAACUUCAUGCUGGGAGUAGGUCAUGAUUACUUCGACUCCAACAUUUCGGACUUUACUAGCGCGUACGGGCAAGACGUUGUUUCUGCUAGACGUCGCGACUCAGCAUUUCCCGGUGAGGGUGACCCCGGAUUUAGCUUUGAUAAUCUGGCGGAGGAUACCACUAGCGAAGACUUCUCGAAUUUGGACACGUUUGGGCUCUGGUAUCAGUAA